UGAGUGUUGUUAUCCCGGAGGAGAGUCAUCAUGGCUGGCAGUGCGAUGGCGGCUGUUUUCGGCGCUUCCCCAAUUUGGUCCGGUGGUCCUUCCCCUGGCGAGUUUUACAACUUCCCGGGGUCCAGGAGUCAAAAUGAAGCCAAGUCCCACACGCUUUACCCCUCAACCUCUGGCACAUCUGUUGUGGGUCUUGUAUACGUGGUGGGCCCAUGGUACGGCAACUCUCGGGGACCCCUCCGGCCCCCCGCUAGGUUCAGGGAUAUCAAGAGAGUGUUCAAGGUGACAGACAAAGCAGUGCUUGCCUGCGGUGGAGACAUUGCAGAUUAUCAGUUCAUCAGAGAAGUCAUUGAACAGAAAGUGCGUGAUGAUGUGUGUGGAGAGUACACACGAGUGCUGGAUGCAGGAGCCUUACAUUGCUGGUUAACAAGGGUUUUGUACAACCGCCGCAGCAAGUUCGACCCCUUAUGGCUUGAGUGUGUUGCCGCUGGUUAUAAGAAUGAUAAACCCUUCCUGGGUUACGUUGACAAGAUUGGAACCGCCUUUGAGGCCAAGGAAGUAGCAUCUGGCUUUGGCGUUCAUCUGGCCAUCCCCAUGAUCAGAGAAGCAAGGGAGAAAAAACCAAACCUGACCAGGGAGGAUGCAGAGAAGCUCUUGAAGGAGUGUCUCACUGUGCUGUAUUACCGUGACUGCCGUGCACACUACAAGUAUCAGCUGGCAGACAUCACACCCGAAGGUGUUACCAUCCACGACAACCUAAACCUCAAGCCAGAGACCAACUGGACCAUUGCACACCAUAUCAAGGGAUACGAGUGAUCUGUUGUAGUCCGGUUCCCGCACGUAGAUUCUUGCAGCGAAUCUUCGUUUUUCUACGUGUUGGCUAUUUAUCAUUUAGAUGUUUAAAUCACCAGUGGAUGUACGUUUUUUCCUUUGUAUUUUCAUAUUCUCAACUGCACAGUGCAUCUCAAUAAGAUUGUUUUUGGAUAUAUUACAAAUAUUCCUAUGUUUCGAGUUUUUAACAGAAUGUGAUGCCUAACAGAGUAAAGAAAAUAAAACCAGGAGAAUGUAAACUUUAAUAGAUAAAAGACUAAACAAA
Messenger RNA from Penaeus chinensis, 1093 nucleotides. RefSeq names its product proteasome subunit beta type-4-like (gene Prosbeta7). Gene Ontology annotation, cellular component: proteasome core complex. The record is from RefSeq and is a predicted model, not a curated record. Lineage: Eukaryota; Metazoa; Arthropoda; Malacostraca; Decapoda; Penaeidae.